CGUGUAUAUAAUCCACCGACGGUGGACGGCGAAUUCAGUCAGCUCCUAAACGGCUAACAGUCAUCGUACAACGAUGAAGGUUUUCGUCAGCAUCGUCCUCUUGGCUACCGUGGUCCUCGCUGAACCACCGAGGUACCGUCAGCAACAAAGACAGUAUUACUUCGCUCAGCAACGGGAAGAGACCGCUCCUUAUCCCGCGUCUGGCUGGAAACCAGCGGGAGCCGCUUUUGAUCUUCCUCAAAGACAACUUCAGCAAAAUGAAGCAUCAAACGCGCCUCAACAACAAUAUGGAGCACCAAAUGCACCUCAGCAACAAUAUGGAGCACCAACCGCGCCUCAGCAACAAUAUGGAGCACCAACCGCGCCUCAACAACAAUAUGGAGGACCAAAUGCACCUCAGCAACAAUAUGGAGCACCAACCGCGCCUCAGCAACAGUAUGGAGCACCAAAUGCACCUCAGCAACAGUAUGGAGCACCAAAUGCACCUCAGCAACAGUAUGGAGCAUCAAGUGCGCCCCAGCAACAGUAUGGAACACCAAACGCACCUCAACAACAAUACGGAGCACCAAACGCGCCUCAGCAACAAUACGCAGCAUCAAGCGCGCCUCAGCAACAAUAUGGAGCACCAAACGCACCUGGUCAACAAUACGGAGCACCAUUAAGUCCUCAACAAGAACACGGAGAACCGGAAGAAUCGACAACGACUGAGACUCCUAACACCACCGAAGAGGAAGAAGUAUCUACUGUUCAAGGCAUUACCGAAUCUGAGUCCGAGCCCGUGAAUUCAGUAAACGAGCUCGAAGACGAGGAUGUUGAUGAGAAGCAACCUCAGCAAUCAGGAGAGUACUACGUGGCACUUCCUGACGGUCGUCUUCAGCGCGUGCGGUACAUCAGUCGUCAGAAUGUCGAGGCCAUGAAGUACUUCGCCAAGAUUCGCGCCGACAACGUGGAGCCUCUUCGUGGUCCGAUUUAUGCGUACGCACCUUUGCAGAAGUUGCAGAUCGUGCCGACUGGUUUGGAAUUGUCCGUCGCCCCAGUCGCCCCAGUCGCCGCGGCCGCGUCCACAGAUGCCAAGCCACAGAAACUCGAGAUUGAGCCCGUGGCCGCUCAAGUGCAAUACCAGUACGACAACCCCUCGCGUGUGGUGCCUCUGGCCAAUCCUUUGAGUACCACCUACACCGCCUACACAGCGAACUAUCAGACACCGGACUCCAGAUUCCUCCUUACCUUCCAGUGAAUCAAACACAACCCGAUACUACGAUGUGACGAUCCUUGUAAAUUGCAUUGUACAUGUUGCAUAGAUUAGUGUGUACUGACAAUUAGGUUAAGCUGUUGACGCAAAUAAAAUUGAUGGUAAC
Messenger RNA from Trachymyrmex cornetzi, 1358 nucleotides. Its product is annotated as involucrin. Gene Ontology annotation, molecular function: transcription coactivator activity. The transcript is spliced from 3 exons. The record is from RefSeq and is a predicted model, not a curated record. Gene Ontology annotation, biological process: positive regulation of transcription by RNA polymerase II. Lineage: Eukaryota; Metazoa; Arthropoda; Insecta; Hymenoptera; Formicidae. Gene Ontology annotation, cellular component: RNA polymerase II transcription regulator complex. Bases 74 to 1237 code for a protein of 387 amino acids.